CGGCAGGUCCAGGCUGAGGCGGCCCAGCGGCUGCGGGAGCUGGAGGGGCAGCUGGGGGAGACGCGGGCCCGGCUGGGGGCACCCCGGGGAGCACACGAUGAGGCGUUCACCUCCGAGAACAGCUCCCUUUCCGAAGCGGCCAGUCACGAGAAUGAUGACCCCCACGGUUUCCACCCGCCCAAGGGGGGCCCCUCGUCCCCCCGCAGCCGGGAUCAUCUCCGCACCGUGUCCGGCAGCCCCGACCGCCGGCCCAGCUGGCGAGGGCCCCCCACAGAGCUGGGCGGGGGGGCUGCCAGCCGCCGCAGCUCGCUAGCCAGCCCUACCAGCCCGAACCGGACCCUGCCCCGGAGUGUGUCCAGCUUUGAGGGCCGGAGCGUCCCAGCGACGCCAGUUCUGACCCGGAACAUCUGCAGCGGGAGCCAGAACUUCAGGCCAGAUGCCCCUGCAGCCGCCCGCCAGUGGUCAGGGAGCCAGGACUCCCAGCUUGGCCCCCCCAGCCGGGACCCCAGCGCCGACUGGGCCCCUCCAGCCUUCACCGCCCGCACCCGCCGUAGCAACAGCUCGGAGGCCCUGAUCGAGAGGGGGACUCCCCCCGAAGACCCCCCCUUCCGCAGCCCUCCUCGGCCCCCCUAUGCCGAGAUCCUGUUGGACUAUUACCUGGAGCGCCAGGGCUGGCCGGCGGGGGAUCACCUCUCACGCCGUGACGCCCCCCCGCCACCUGGCUGGAGAUACGCUGAGAGCCCCCUGCCACGCCGGGCGGGACGUGCCAAGUCCUGCGGGCCCCCUCCCCAGAGCCAGCUGCCCCCAGCCCCCCAGUGCCCGCCCCGGGCCGUCCACAAAGCCUUGGCCCUGGAGGGGCUCCGGAACUGGUACCUGCGUAACGCCGGGGGAGCAGGGGGGGGACCGCCCCCACCCAGGGACAGGAGAGGGGGACCCCCCCGUGGCUGGCCCGAACCCCACCCCCGGCUGGAGACGGGGGGCUACCUGCCCCAUUCGCUGAGCUACACUGGGCAGCCGCUGCAGGGCAGACCCUUUGCAGACCUCCUCUACCCGGAUGGGCCCAGCACCCCCUCCCCCGGCCUGGGGCCCCCCCUGGAUGUGGAGAGACACCCCCCAGGCACGCUGGUCUGACCUCCCGGGGCGGGGGGGCAGGAACAGCCAGGGGUUUAACCUCGCAUGCUGGGGGGACACUCCCCUGCUGGACAGGGGGGGGUGUGGUAUCAGGUGGAUUGGAGCAGGGGGAGAUGCACAUAUUUCCCCCCACACACUAGGGUGGUGUGGGGCACAGAUUCCCCUCCCAUGGGCUGAGACAUGUCCCCAGCAACCUCAAUCUGCCCCUGCCCACAUUCAGAUAUGGGGGGCAGGUCCUGGCUGGGGAAUCAGCCACCUACUGAACCCCCAUAACCACCGGCACUAACUGUCCCCCAAAAAACCCUCCCCCUUCUAAAAGUCUGGACAGCCCCCUGCCCCCU
Messenger RNA from Chelonoidis abingdonii (Abingdon island giant tortoise), 1472 nucleotides. The record is from RefSeq and is a predicted model, not a curated record. Lineage: Eukaryota; Metazoa; Chordata; Testudines; Testudinidae.